AUGGCGCCAUGGGGCCGGCCCCUUGAUAUCCUACAUGCUCCGCUUUUGGCACCAGGUGCUGUUUGUGUGGCAUACGAAGUUGAGACCCAAGAUACUAGUCAGUACAAGCAAACUCGACUUAUUGUCUAUGCCAAGAUUUAUACGGUCUCUCUGGUAAUACACCUACGCCGGCGUCGCUUGCUACAGCGAUUUAACGUCCAGGUGAUUCAAGAGCGUAUAACAUACUUUCUCGUAGACUGCGAUAUUGCGCUUCGGGUACUCCGUCAUUUACCCCACGGCCCUCGUCCAAGUCAAGUAUUUGCAAGUGCUUUCCAUGACUGGAUUAUUGGAGAGCACCACCUAGAGGACCUUACAGUUGCUAAGACCCGGAGCAUGCUUAAAUCUCUCAAGCCUCCUGCGUUGCCAUAUCAGCGAUUAGUUAUCUCGAAAGCCCCUGGACCCGACUUCUGA
Plasmopara halstedii is the source of this 450-nucleotide messenger RNA. RefSeq lists its product as uncharacterized. The coding region runs from base 1 to 450 and encodes 149 amino acids. NCBI's taxonomy places the organism in Eukaryota, Oomycota, Peronosporomycetes, Peronosporales, Peronosporaceae. The transcript has 3 exons. The record is from RefSeq and is a predicted model, not a curated record.